Portunus trituberculatus (swimming crab) is the source of this 5584-nucleotide messenger RNA. RefSeq lists its product as uncharacterized. NCBI's taxonomy places the organism in Eukaryota, Metazoa, Arthropoda, Malacostraca, Decapoda, Portunidae. The transcript has 3 exons. The record is from RefSeq and is a predicted model, not a curated record. Bases 1023 to 2078 code for a protein of 351 amino acids.
UCUCUCUCUCUCUCUCUCUCUCUCUCUCUGCAUUGGUGACAGUGAUAGCAGUGGUGAUAAUAACAGUGGAAACGGUGGUGAAUUUAACCAAUACAAACACAAAUACAAGACACAAACGAAAAAAAAAUAUAUAUAAAAAAACUGAAACAAACGAUAAAAAUACAAGAAAAAAGAAAGGAAAAAGAAAAUAAGAAAAAUAAAGUCACUAACUAACAAUAUUUCUUUGCAUAUAAUCACUAAACAAAUAAACAUGCGUACUUUAUAAAUCGUGGUCGCAAAAGUGGAGAAAAAAAACACAUGAAAGCUCCAGCGUGUUUACCUAUACGUUAAUUAGACAGUAACAGGUGUGAGUGUGACUGAUCGAUUGCAUUUAGAAAGGGAAAGCGCCAUAGCAUCGCGGUCAUAUGGCGCAGCAACAGGUGGCUAGGGAGGGGAGUGGGGUGUGGUGCAAGGGUGUGGAGUACAAACAGGUGUGUGUGAUACAAGAGACGGGGUCACACAGGGAAAGUAGUGGUUUGUACAGAUACGGGUUAGUGAAGAAUUCCAGAGACAGAAUCAAGAAGUAAAGGAUUAAAUAGUUGAAAAAAGAGAAAACGUGAAAUAGGAAAUACAGAACAAUAAAAAGGUAAAAUAAUAAAGGUUAAGAACAUAAAUAGAGAAAAAGGAAGUAAAGAAGCAAAAAUUAAUAAAACUCUUGAAAAAAGGAAAAAAAAAGGAAAUAGAAAAAAAUAUAGAACAAUAAAAAGGGAAAAAGAAAACACGUAAAGGAAAACACGUAAAGAGCAUAAACAGAGAAAAAGGGAAAAAAUAAGCAAGCAGUAACGAAACAAGGCAACAAACGUAGCAAGAAAUGUCGACACACGCAACCUAUAGACUAAAAUAAGCCUUGAGUCCUUAUAUCCGCUGGCCACACCUGAACCCUGACCACUGGACCCUUCACAACACACCUGCAGGCUAGAGUAACAGGCUUAGGUAUUAGGAUCACUACCACUGUCACCACCACCACCACCACCACCACCAAUAUGGCCGCCCUUUUCGAUGGAGAUAUGGCGGAGCUUUUCGUCAAAUAUCUCGAAGGCAGGAUGGUGGGCAUUGUGGUGCCAGAGUUGCCAAGUGGGGCUGAGGCAAUAGCAGAGCCUGAGGUGGGGGAGAGCAGCCCACCAACACACGCACUUCUCUAUCAGGGCGGUUCUGUCAGCCUCACCACAGCGUCAGCCUCCCAGUUAGCCUCCCGUGGGCUCGUACCUUACCCACAUGUCUACCUCACCACCGAGCAUGCCCUCACAGUCACCCGUGCCCUGGCAACACUACAUGCGCAUACUCUAAUAGACCGUAAGGCUGCAAAUGUGGAUACUCUUCAGGAAAAACCAGCUCUAAAUGCGCCAUCAUCAGAAACGUCCGAAGAGGAAAGUGAAGAUAAGCCAUCUAAUGUUGACAAGUGGACAGCCCAAAUUACACAGCUUGGGUUGGUUGACGCUAACUUGUCUGUGAUGGUGGACGCCCUGGGCAACACACAAGCCAACGAACGCACUGUCAGGAGGCUGGAGGCUCUGCGUGGAGACCUGCCAACACUAACACAGUUCCUCCAGUUUGCCUCCGUCAUGCAGACAACAAGAGUGCCGAGUGUGGGACCCGUCUGCAUUGGUGACGUGUGGGUGCCUGAGGUGGAGCCCGUGGAGGGUGAGGAGGUGGUGGCGAUACGGCUGAGAGGCGGGAAGGACCUCCAGGCUCCUCCACUAAGGGAUGCCGCCUGGUCCUGGCUCACGCUUCUGUCCGGCGAGACGCUGCGUGACCGGUACAUGGAACUCUGUGAUGACUACUGCAACGCCUUCAACAAAGCUCUUCUCAGACGUGAGGCAGCUGGAGGUUCAGUAGAGGAGCUUUCCUACUUUGAUGUCAUGAGGGAUUUAGGUGAAAAUUUCCUCCAUGCUUUCCUCACAGUAAUUCAUAAGUUUGUGGUGUCCGGGAAGUGGUUCUUUGACCGGCAGCUGCACACCAACGAGGGUUUGGUUGCACUGGUAGAUCUUGUUAGUUUUCUCGUCGAUAAUGGCAUUGUAGGCUCCAUAUUUGUUGUUUGAUAAUUUGCCACAUUUCCCUUAUCCUUCCUACCUCCCAUAUACCCAAUAAAACCCCUAACUUUUUCUCCCUUUCCUUCCUAUCUACCACAUACCCUAAAAAAAAAUCAUCUCCCUUUCCUACCUCCCUUAUAAUGGACAAAAACUCUCACUUCCUUUCCUUUCCCUUCCCACCUCCAACAUCUCACUAGUCCCACCAAACACCCUGCCCGUAUUCCCAGACACCCUCAUCCCACAGUGCUACCCACCUUUAGAUAUUAAUAACUCACAUUCCCCAAACUCUCAGCCCAAAUCAGACCAUUUUCUUUUCUCUCUCUUUUUUUUUUUCAAGCAAACAUAUCAUAGAUUAGUUCACAAGACUGACACUUAUUUUUUAGCACAACAUUUCCUUAGGUUGUAAGCUCCAUCUACCUAUCUUUAUCUUUAGUGUAGGUGGCCAUGGCAGAGAAGUCCCUAUCUUUUCCUGUGCAGUACUGGUAUUCUCUCAUCUUCCCCUUUUUUAUCCUCUCUCUAACAUUACACUAUUCAGUUUCAUAAUAGUACACACUCUGAGAUACUCAUUUAUUAUGCAAUACUCUCCCUAGAACAUACUAAUUAAAGAUGCAGCUCACAUGUAUAUCUCAAUGCCUUGAUAGAGUAGCUAAAAAUUUCUGGCUCUUCAUCUUUAGAAUCUAAGUAUUUUGAUGACAUUUUGCUUUUAGGCGUAUGACAAAAAAUGCAUAAAUUAAGCAUAAAACUGACUGCAUAAUAACCACACACACACACACACACACACACACACACACACACACACACACAUCAUAGGAGAAUGUGUACUACUCCAUCCUUCCUUCAUUCCUCACCAACACACACACAACUCCCACAGUAUCAGUCCAGCAGUAUUGCCCGGGUGCCACAGUCAUUGUCAAUGUCGUGUACCGUUGUGUCAGGCUGAACCUUGUACAUAGACAGCCACCUUACAGUAUUAGUUGUUAUUCUUUCGGAGGGCAAUAAUCUCCUGUUGUUGGUUCCGAGAUCAAAAUGUAACCAUCCAAAAUAGUAGAGAAUGCUACCUGAAGUGUUUUGAACCCCUCUCAGAUUCACUAAUUCAAACCCCACAUGCAUAGUUUGUAGGAGGAGAGCUAAACCCAACGCUGCCAUUAAAACCACUGCAGCCAGCCAAACUAUGCACGCGGAAUUUGAAUUGGUGAAUCCAUGAGGAGAUUCAAAACACUUCAGGUAACAUUCUCUACCAUUUCGAUUGUUACAAAAAAUGCAUGUCAAAUAUUCUUACCAAGCUCUACAUUAAAAAGUCUGAUGUGUUUAUCUUGCACAGACUCUUAAAUUUUAUCCCAAUUUUACCGAGUUUUCUUGAUGUAAUUGCUAUAUGAGCUCUGUUAAAAUACUUGUCUAAUUGUAUUAUGGAACAUUUGGUGCAUUACAGCUUCCCACUGAGCUUAGAAAUACAAGACAGCAUUAUUUUGUGGUAAUUUCUAUUGUUUGUGUUUUGUGUUUGUGUUUUUUUUUUUAGUCUACGUCUCUACAAUUAAGAAAACUGCAUUAGGAUUGGCAGUAUUCUCAACAUGAAUUUCCUACUAAUGUGUGUAUUUGUAUUCAGUUUUGUGUAUAUUUUCUGUUCCUUGCUUCUAACAAAGCUUGGAUUAGUAGUAUUCUCGGCAUUUAUCUCGUGUGUGUGUGUGUGUGUGUGUGUGUGUGUGUGUGUGUGUGUGUGUGUGUGUGUGUGUGUGUGUGUGUGUGUGUGUGUGUGUGUGUGUGUGUGUGUGUGUGUGUGUGGGAUGGGUAACAUGGAUUUUUCUCAUUCCUUGCCUAUAAAAAAUGGUAUUCUGUGUUUGUAUUUAUGUUUACUCAGCACUGAAUUCUUGAAAAAUGUGUGUGUGUGUGUGUGUGUGUGUGUGUGUGUGUGUGUGUGUGUGUGUGUGUGUGUGUGUGUGUGUGUGUGUGAGACAGUUCUCUAAUCCCAGUAGGUCACACAUACAAGUAUUACACACAAGCAAUGCCAUUAAUUAAAAGGCUGUACAUACUCGUAUACAGAACUUGCAUAAUGAGAAGACUGUUACUAUUCAGUGAUGUCAAUAGAUAAACAAACCACAAAGCAUCCUUCAUUCCUUCACAUCAUCUCAUCAUCCACCCUUUAGCAUUAGUUCAAAAGAAUCAAUGGUAAAACUGGACUUAGUUUCCACACCCUUUCUUUCUUUUAUCAUUCCCUUUUCAUUUUCCCUUCUUCCAUGUCCCCCAUUUCAGUUCCCAUCUCCAAGCAGAGGCUGUCCUUAAUCUGGCCACCCUGACAGCUUCAGACACAUAAUAGGAACCCAUAAUUGCCUGCUGCUUAGAUAUAUGACUAGUAUAUUCCUAAAUGCAGCUUGUGAUAAGAUAUUCUAUGCACGCAUCUAUGUAGGCAGUGCAUCUCUGGGGCUGGAGGCUCUUGUGUAUCAACUGAAAUGAAUGUUGUACUGAUGGAAUAAUCAAUGAGUCUAUAUACAGUUUAUCGAAAAGGUAAAUGUAUUCAUAUCAAUGAUAAACUGUUAUGAAAUUUAGAAAUAGUGAUAUAUAAACUAUUUCCAACCAUUUUUUAAUUAUGCCAUCCCCAAAAAUGAAUUCCAACUAACUAUGGACUUCAAUUUUUCCCUCUUUCUUAUACAUAUAUAUAGAUAAUAAUUAUGCACAUUUUCAAAUCUAUGGUACCAGUGAAAUUUACAACACAAUUCCACACCACUAUCUGUAACAUACUAUGAACACCUAACACCUAGCAAGCCCCAGGGAACCUAUUACUUGAAAGCUUUCUGCACACAAGUUCUGUGCAUAGGGAAUGGUGCUGGGACACUCGGCAUGAUACGGCUAAGAGUACGCGCUAUCCUUGUCUCGUCAUGCAUUCUUUAACCUUAAGCAAGCCUACAUACUUAAGCAUUAGCUGUAGUGUUACUUCAAAGAGCUAUUCAUCUUAACAAUGUGAUAUCAAUGCCUCUAUAGUUGUAAUUUGAAUCUCUUUUGGGGUUUGCUUUUAAAGAGUCACCCUUAUAUCACUCACACAUGAAAACAAUAAAUGAGUUUCUUUCUUUUUCUUUUCAAGUAACAUAUAUUUCAUUGUUCUAUCCAUAAUUACUCCUCAAAUUAUUUCUAUUACAAGAAUGAGUUUGAUUUUACCUGACUAUAUUAUCAAGUUAAAAAAGAUACACAUUACUUCACUACCCAUAAAAAAAAAAACCAUACCAAUUUGUUUGCCUGAGUGAGACAGGGAUGAUUCUAUAAAUGUGCACCCUUUUUUAUUGUACAGAUGAAAUGCUAAUUCUCUCAAGCAACAAUGAUAAACAACUUCUGUCCUUAUAAUAUACUGAAAUAAGAUACGUAUUUGUAAGGCACCUCAGCAUGAAUGUAUGUAAAGGCUGUCACUUGUUAUUCCUGCUGCUGCUACUGUUCCUGUGACAGAAGGUCGCUCACAGCAAUAACAGUGACGCAGAAUUAUAACAAUAGUCCAUGAGAAAAUAAUAAAUAAAAAUAAAACUGAAAAUAUA